Molecule: messenger RNA, 528 nt
Organism: Lentinula edodes (shiitake mushroom)
Lineage: Eukaryota; Fungi; Basidiomycota; Agaricomycetes; Agaricales; Omphalotaceae
Exons: 1
Coding region: 1-528 (175 amino acids)
Source: RefSeq, a predicted model, not a curated record
AUGACCUCCGGCUCCCCAGAUAGCACCAUCGUUCAGGAAGACACCAUGACCGAGAACGGUGUCAUCGCUGAUAAGUUGAAUCCGAGUCACAUCACCCUCAAAGUAUGUCCUCCCUCCUCCGAGGUAUACCUUUCAAUCGUCCCCCAGCUCGCAACCCUACUCAAAUCCUGCAUCGACAACAACAUCACGAUGAACUUUAUCCAACCCUUCUCUAUUGAGGACGCAUCGGCGUUUUGGCUUUCGGCCGAGGAAAAUGUGGUGCAAAGGAAGCAAUUCGUUAUAAUCGCGCAAGAAUCUCAAGGAUCUUCAGAGGAUGAGGCAGAUUACAAUGAUUCUCGCCAUGAACAGCACGUACUGGAAAGUAGAACACCAGUCAUUCUGGGCUGUGUGAUACUCUACCUUGCCCAACUUCCGAAUGCGAAACAUCGGGCGGAGGUAGGCAAACUGAUUGUCGGAAGAGAGCAUAGGAAACGGUCCGUGAUUGGUUUAUCUUCCAUGCUUCUUUCACGUUUUGUGAAAGGUGUAUAA